This is a messenger RNA of Linum tenue, 3857 nucleotides long. NCBI's taxonomy places the organism in Eukaryota, Viridiplantae, Streptophyta, Magnoliopsida, Malpighiales, Linaceae. The record is from the annotation of a GenBank genome assembly.
CGCUGCCGAUUGUCGAAGCAAGCCCUGGCGGCCGGCCAUCAAUUCCAUUUCCCACCCGUCGCCGGCUUCUGCUUCUCGGAAUCGGUAGUCUGCACGACUGGACGGGAUUUUGGGAGUUCCUCUCAGUCAAAGAUUACGGUCGGCGCCGGAGGUUGUAGUGCAACUCCUUUGCCAUGAGAGAUUUUGCUCUGACCAGCGGCGCCAGCAAUAACAAAGCAAUCAAUGGACUGGAGAAGGAGGAUGAGCUUUUGUCCCAAUCCUCAAUUUUGCCCUCAAGGAAGAAACGGAAGCAAAUCCGCAAAUCCGCACUCAUCCACUUCCGGAGCUUCGAUGUCCCUCUUGUUUCCCCAACCACUGGUUCGAUUCUCACUUCCAUCCGCCUGGAAGCCGACCGGCCUUACGUCGUCGGUCGAGCGAGCGGCCACUGUGACCUUCUCGUACGCGAUUCCCGUGUCAGUAAGAGACACUGCCAGAUUUUGUUCGACGGUCUUCACCGUAAGGUUUAUAUUCUCGAUGGCUCAUUUCUUUUGCCUGAUGGCCAUGCUGCUGUUAGUGAGUUUAGGAAGAGAAUCCUUUCUUAUAAUCAGUUGGGAGGGGAGGAAGCGGUGAACAUGGGCUGUUCUGGCAUCCAAAAUUCUUCGAAUGGAGUGUUUGUUAAUGGUGUGAGGGUUGAGACAGGUGUGGUUAGAGAGCUUUGUGCCGGUGAUGAGGUGUUGUUUGUUUGUGGAAAUGAAGGUAUUUGUAGCUUAGGUGUUCGAAUUGGGUUUGUGAUUCAGGGCGUUGUAUUGACGGAGGAAGUUAUCUGGGGAUUGGAUAGGGCUCAGUUUGAGAGGAGGAGGAAGAGGUUAGAUGAGAAGACCGCCUCGAUGGGGCAUUCCCAAAGAUCAAUUUCAGCUGGAAAGAGAAGCAAAAGAGUCUUUGCUUUCUCAGAAGGUGAGAUAAUGUCACCAUGUAAUGAGUCUUGGAGACCGGGAUAUGGUGUCAUUGCAAGAAGGGCAAAGUCGCUGCUUAGUCAAUGUCUGCAUAUAUUGCACAGUGAUGAUCCCAUGAGCUAUAUCAGACAAUUGGCUUUACAAGAGGUGGGGAUGAAUGCUCAGUCUUGCGUUAAGAAUGGAUCGAGCUCCCAGCCGUGUAUGAACCUACUUGACACAACUGAAGAUCCUAUGAAAGGUGGAGCUCUUUUUACCAGUGGUGAAGAACAUCCCAUUAGGAGUCCAUAUGUCCAUGAUGAUAAGCAAAAUAGUGAAGGAAAGGGCGAUGACAGGCAAUGUAUCUCUGACAGAGGUGGCCAAAUGCAUAAAAUACAGAAUUUGACAUUACCAUCCGAGAGGGCAGCCAAGAAUGCUACUUCUGGUGUUCCAUUGUUGCCUAAUUGGAAUGAGAGAAACAGUACUCCAGUCCAGCCAGCCCAUGUGAACACUUCAGAAGAUCAAAUGCGGCCCCCAGGGAAGAAGUUCUAUUUGAACCGCCUUCAGUUUAUGGAUCAUCCUUCGUCUACAAAUCAUAACACUAUCUCAUUGCCAGAACUGCUUUAUCCUGUCCACAGCAUUAUGCGAAUAUUUAUUGCUACGUUCACAAGUGAUAUCUUAUGGUUCUUAAAAUACUGUGGAAUUCCGUACGAACUUCCGGUAACAAUUGCAUGUCAUGACACUGAAAGAUGUUGGAGCUCCAGCCCUGGGCAACGAUCCUCAAAACCUUACCCAGAGUACCCAAAUUUGGAAGUAGUGUUCCCCCCAUUUCCCGAGGCUAUAGCAUUUGGUAAAGACCUCAAGAAAAAAGGCAUCGGUUGUCACCAUCCAAAGUUGCUUGUUUUGCAAAGAGAUAACAGCCUCCGUGUUAUCAUCACUUCUGCAAAUCUAGUUCCUAACCAGUGGAACCAUGUGACCAACACCAUUUGGUGGCAAGAUUUCCCAGUCAGAAGUGAACCUGAUGUUUCAUCUCUUUUUAGAAGAAUGCCUAAUGGAGAAGCAACUCAAACGUCAUCAGAUUUUGCUGCUCAGCUGGCUAGAUUUAUGGCGUCGCUUGUUAUUGAUGUUCCUACUCAGGCACAUUGGGUUGCCGAGUUAACAAAAUAUGACUUUGAAGGGGCAGUUUGCCAUAUAAUUGCUUCAAUACCAGGAAUUCAUUCUUACAGGACAGAAUAUACAUCUCGGUGUAAACUGGCCUCACCUGUUGUGGAUUCUUUGGGUUGGGCCGAAGCAUCUGUUGUUGGUUUAAGCCAUCUGUUUCAUUCUAGGUCAGACAUCAAAGGCAUUCAGCUUAAGAGUUUGGCCAGUUUUCUUAGUAGAACUCGUGAAACUGUGGAUGGCAUGUGUGAAGUUGUUUUGAGAAGAAACAUGAGCGUGGUGGCAGAUGCAAAUGCUGUUAGUGUUCUUGUUUCUAAUCCUGAUCAUGCUUCUGAAGGAGAUUGCAUCCAACUUGGUUUUCUGCCUAGAUGUGUUGCGAAGUGGGUGUCGCCAUUGUGGGAUGACGGAUUCUUUAGUUUCUCUGGAUAUGUUUCUCCUAAAGAAGCCCUUGCUGUUGCUUUAGGAGGAAGCAGCAACAUAGUGCAACUGAGGUUAUAUGUGUUACAAGGUCCUCGAUUUGCUGAUAUGAUGAAGUUGUUGCAAUUUAAACACGUUAUUGCUCUUUGUUCUCUCAUUGCUUCCCUCCAGAGUUGUACAGGCCUUUGGCGUUUAGAGGAGGUCGAUACAAAUGGCCUGAGUCACAGCAAUCUGAUUUCAUUUAUGGUGAGUGUCGGCCGACUCCUAUCUGCGGUUCUCUACAUGUCUUUUACUCUUCAUGUCAUACUAUUUUGUUCUACAGGUGCAUCUUCAAUUGGGUCCGUCAGUGCACAAUUUGUCUCUGCUUUUUCAGCAGCAGCCGGGAAAAGAUCGUCAAACCUCCCUGAUUCUGAAGAAUCUGAUCCAGAGUGGGGCUGCUGGAGUGCUAGUCAAGAAUUGAGAAACCCAUCUAUGAAGAUACUUUUCCCUACAAUCGAUAGAGUAAAGAAGGCACAUGGUGGGAUCCUAUCUUCGAGGCGCAUUCUGUGCUUCUCUGAGAAAACAUGGCAGAAGUUGCGAACUGCUAACAUAUUUCGUGAUGCUGUCCCUCAUCCUCAUGAGAGAGUCGGGCAUCCUAUGCAUGUGAAGGUUGCCAGGAGACAAUUCUGGCGUGGGACGCAAGAAGCUUCAGUUGGCUGGGUGUACUGCGGCUCCCAUAAUUUCAGCGCUGCUGCUUGGGGACAAACUAUCUCAAACUCCUCUUCAGGUCCAAAGCUUCGCGUUUGCAACUAUGAACUUGGGAUAAUCUUCGUCUUCCCUCCAACCGAUGAUGGCUCUAAUCAGGAUCAGGAAAGCUUGAAAGACAUCGUUCUGCCAUUCGCUGUACCAGCUCCAGAAUACAGACCAACAGAUAGACCAGCAACAGCUCGGGCAAUGAGAGAGGCACUAUCAGAACUUACUGAGUAUCACGCAAGACAAGCACGCGAAGAGCUGGCACGCAUAGAAGAAACUCAGGAGGUCCCUGAUGAUGAAGAAGAAGAAGAAGAUACAGAGGCAAACAAGUAUGGCUUAGAGGAGAAAGAAGAAGAGAAGGCAUAUGCUGAGAUGCUGUGGAUUGAAGUCGACUCUUCUCAGAGCUCUCUGUCCGGAACGUAGGCGGAAAGCUACAGCACACUCAAAUAAUUACUUUGGGAAGUUCAAAUCCUUCAUUGUUUCAGGAAUAAACUUGUUAGAAUAUAUCAAUACACGAGUAGAUAGAUGGUAGUGAGUGUAUAGCUUACUCCCCUUAUUAGAUUAGAUGGGGCAGAGUAUUGUUAAAGGUUGCAUCAGGGAUAUCUUAUAUCUUCACUUUGUAAUUCGGCAUUCCUCUUCUUU